UGUUCGCCGGUACGCUGCGGAUUAGUGCAGUGGGGAUGAUUCCUUCAAAGCACUGGGUGUUAAAAUACCUGUAGGUCAUAGACAGUGAGACAACUCGUCUAUAAUCCCAUUCAGGAGUGACGGAUAUCGACAUUUCGCUAUUUUGCGGCUUAUCAAUAUCAAGUAGCUGAACCUGGCGAUGCAGUUUGUCCCCUGUUCGAUUCAGUACCAAUAGCAAUAGCGAUGACGUCAGAUAGGACAUGCAAUGAUGUUAGUAGUGACGAUCGGCAGUAGCGCACUUGAUUCUCGUCAGUUUCAAAGAAGUGGGAGAGAGAGUAAAACGCGAGGAAAGAAGCGCUUAUCUUCAAGAUUUCAUUUACAUAUUUCACUUCGCUCUUUAAACAAAGCCGAUGUGCCAUUGUGUCAAAAUGCAUCACUUUUCUGAAUCUUUGGAUGGUAAAACUGUACUUAUUACUGGAGCAAAUACAGGACUUGGAAAAGAAACAGCUUUAGACUGUACAAAAAGAAAUGCCAGGGUGAUUAUGGCUUGCAGAAAUCUAGAAAAGGCUGAUGAAGCCGCAAAAGAAAUACGUGAUGCUACAAAAGAUUCUGGUAAAAAUGAGGUUGUCGUACGUGAAUUAGAUCUGUCUUCAUUCAAGUCUAUUCGUAAAUUUUGUGCAAGGAUAAAUGAGGAGGAACCACGUUUAGAUAUUUUAGUCAAUAAUGCCGGAGUUUUUCGUUGUCCUUCAUCAUGUACAGAAGAUGGAUUUGAAAUGCAUUUUGGAGUAAACCACUUGGGACAUUUUCUAUUAACAACAUUGCUUCUGGAUUUGCUAAAAAAGUCUGCUCCAUCAAGAAUUGUAGUUCUGUCCAGUUUUAUGUACAAAGACGCUCGGAUAAACUUUGAUGAUAUUAACUGCAAGAUAAAUUAUAGUCGCACUGAAGCUUACAAAUCUAGCAAACUUGCAAAUGUCUGGUUUUGUCGUGAAUUAUCCAAGAGAUUAGAAGGCAGUGGGGUUAAUGUUUAUUGUGUUAAUCCAGGAAUUGUUCUUACAGACAUCAUGCGACACUCAGUGCCACAAUUUUUAAGAUAUUUUGAUUUCAUUUUCAGAUUAUGUUUUAAAACUCCCGCACAAGGAGUACAGACAACUUUGUAUUGUAUUCUGUCUGAAAAAUUACAAAAUGAAUCCGGAUAUUAUUAUUCAGAUUGCAGGCAAGAAGACCUUAAUAGCAAUGGACUAAAUGAGGAUGGAGCCAAAAGACUAUGGGAAGUUAGUGAAAAGGCUGUUAAAAGUGAAUAAAACAAUGUAAUUCUGAAAGACAAUGUGUGGAGUAGAUAUACACUCCGAGUAAGCCAAAUCAAUAAGUUGACUCAUCAAUAAGUGCAUCACCAUAACCCAUUACAUCUUGAUUAUUAAAUCAUCCUAUAUAUAAUUUAUGUAAGUUAUAUACAGUUGUCCCUUGAUUUUGCAAGUUCCCAUGCAAAUGAAAACUGUUUGAGGAGAGUAUGUUUUUAAUAAUAUUAAUAAAAGAAAACAAAAACACUGACAAGCUGUU
Messenger RNA from Octopus sinensis (East Asian common octopus), 1536 nucleotides. Its product is annotated as retinol dehydrogenase 14-like. The transcript has 4 exons. The coding region runs from base 390 to 1280 and encodes 296 amino acids. The record is from RefSeq and is a predicted model, not a curated record. NCBI's taxonomy places the organism in Eukaryota, Metazoa, Mollusca, Cephalopoda, Octopoda, Octopodidae.